This is a messenger RNA of Acaulospora morrowiae, 209 nucleotides long. Lineage: Eukaryota; Fungi; Glomeromycota; Glomeromycetes; Diversisporales; Acaulosporaceae. The record is from the annotation of a GenBank genome assembly.
UUAUAAUUCGAAAAUUAUGUCUAAACAACGUUCAGAAAAAGAGUGGCGUGAUAUUCUUAGCCCUGAACAGUUUAGUGUUAUAAGGGAAAAAACUACAGAACAGCCUCACACAGGUGAAUAUAAUAAAUUUAACGGAAAAGGAGUAUACUGCUGUACGGCCUGCAAUACACCACUUUAUGUAUCCGAUACAAAAUUUGAUUCUGGAUGUG